AUGAAGUUCAAUACUGCACCAGGCGCCUCUCUGGUUGCCCUCUCAGCCUUGUCUACGCUUGCUCAGGCAGAGGAUGUUUUGUAUAGCAAGCGCAUGGUAAAGCGUGGUCUUGACCAGGACGGAAACUACAACAUCUCAUUCUUCCACAUCAACGAUGUGCACGCACAUCUGGACGAGUUCAGCUCUUCAGGAACCGAUUGCACCAGGCCUGAGCGAGGAUGCUACGGAGGCUAUGCCCGUGUCAAGCAUGUGAUUGAGGAGCAGCGCCCCAAUGUCGAAGAUAGCCUUUGGCUCAACGCCGGUGACGAGUUCCAAGGUACCCUGUUCUACAGCUACUAUGGUGGCGAGAAGAUUGCCGAGGUGCUCAACGAGCUCGAAUUUGAUGCCAUGACACUUGGAAACCAUGAGUUUGACGGUGGAGAUGCUGAGCUUGGAGAGUUUCUUGUCAAUCUCACAUUCCCCGUUGUCAGUGCCAAUGUGCACUCGCAGGAUCCAAAUGUCAACAAGACGGUUAAGCCCUGGACUAUCUUUGAGGAGCAUGAUUUGGCAGUCAUUGGAGUCACCGCGCAAGAAACUGGCAGCUUGAGUAACGCCGAUCCAACAACCAUCUUUUCCGAUGUUGUCGAGGCCGUGCAAGGUGCCAUCGACCAAAUCAAGAGCACCACCAACAUCACCAGAAUUGCAGCUCUUACCCACAUCGGCUACGACAAGGACCAGGAACUUGCCAAAGCCACCACUGGUCUCCACCUCAUCAUCGGCGGCCACAGCCACACGCUCCUCGGCGACAUGGAAGACGCCGAAGGCAAGUACCCAACCAUUGUCGACAACAAAGACGGCGACGAAGUCUUCAUCGUAACCUCCUACCGCUGGGGCGAAUACGUUGGCUACAUCGACGUAACCUACGAUCCCUCGGGCAAAAUCCUCGCCUACCACGGCGCCCCUAUCCACCUGACCAACACCACCGAGCAAGAUGCGCCUCUCCAAGCCGAAAUCGAAGCGUGGCGCGGCCCCUUUGAAGAAUUCGCCGCCCAAGUCCUCGGCACCACAAAGGUGGAACUCGACCAAAAAACCUGUCAGCGCCAAGAAUGUCUCUUGGGUGACUUCAUGGCCGACGCCAUGCUCUCCUACCGCAAAAACAACACCGACGACGUCGACUUCGCCCUCAUCAACGCCGGCGGCAUCCGCGCCACCAUCGACACGGGCGACAUCACCCGCGGCGAAGUCCUAACCUCCUUCCCCUUUGGCAACUCCAUCGUCCAACUCCCCAUAACCGGAAAGUCGCUCUGGGAAGCCCUCGAAGGCAUCCUCACCGGUGUCAACGUCGGAAACGGACGCGCCGUAACGUCUUUUUUCCAAAUCAGUCAGGGCAUCAAGGUAGAAUAUAACCCUGACAACGGUAACAAUACUAAACUCAUCGCUGUUACCAUUGGUGGCGAACCGCUGAACAACGAUACUACGUAUCAAAUGGUCACCCUGGAUUUCAUCGCAGGCGGCGGCGAUAAUUUCUUUGAGACUAUGACGGAUUUUGUGAGUUUGGAUACGCAGGAUGAGGUUUUGACGAGGUAUAUUCAGGCGCAGUCGCCGGUGGAUAUCGAGUUGGAUGGACGCAUUGAGAAGGUUAGUAGGCAGAGGGAUGAUGUUGUUGCGCCGGGUAAUGGGACGGCGACGAAUGGGACGACGCCUUCGCCUUCAGUGGGGAUACCGCCGCAACAGACGCAGAAUGCUGCAGUCAAGAUGGGACAGGGGGCUGUGAGUGCGUUGGUGGUUGGGCUUGUUGCUGCGCUGUGUGUGGUUUGA
Messenger RNA from Bipolaris victoriae FI3, 1797 nucleotides. RefSeq lists its product as hypothetical. The coding region runs from base 1 to 1797 and encodes 598 amino acids. Gene Ontology annotation, molecular function: nucleotide binding; hydrolase activity, acting on ester bonds; metal ion binding. Gene Ontology annotation, biological process: nucleotide catabolic process. The transcript is spliced from 3 exons. NCBI's taxonomy places the organism in Eukaryota, Fungi, Ascomycota, Dothideomycetes, Pleosporales, Pleosporaceae. The record is from RefSeq and is a predicted model, not a curated record.